Molecule: messenger RNA, 5763 nt
Organism: Myripristis murdjan (pinecone soldierfish)
Lineage: Eukaryota; Metazoa; Chordata; Actinopteri; Holocentriformes; Holocentridae
Gene: ddr1
Product: discoidin domain receptor tyrosine kinase 1
Exons: 20
Coding region: 442-3441 (999 amino acids)
Biological process (GO): protein phosphorylation; positive regulation of neuron projection development; positive regulation of phosphatidylinositol 3-kinase/protein kinase B signal transduction
Cellular component (GO): signaling receptor complex; plasma membrane
Molecular function (GO): protein tyrosine kinase collagen receptor activity; collagen binding; ATP binding
Source: RefSeq, a predicted model, not a curated record
UUGGAGCAGCGCAGCCGGGGCUCAGAUUCAGAGAGCAGCUGAGGCGCAGGGACCCCCGACGGUCUCUCACCCCUUUUUAUUAUUUUUCAGUCCCCUCGCUGCUGUGGACAAGUUUUUAUUCCGAGGUUGUCAAGUUUACAUUGUGCGGUUUGUAUAUUCUGGCUCGUCGUGCCAAGCAGUUGCGGUGUAAUUUGUUUUGCGAGUUUUGUCAGAGGUCGCGCUGAGCGCAACAACUGCUGUGGCACCGUUGGAUUGCGGACACUUCACUGGCCGAGCAUUUUGAAGGACAGCCGCGGAGCCAAAAGACAGCUAUACUUGUGUAACGCAGACUUCUCCUAAAAGUUUUGGUCUGGUGUCAAAGCGCACUUCUCCGUGCCUUUUAGGUAUGCCUGUGGUCACCAGCGUGUCCCCGGACAGGUAACCAGGUGUGCUGCUGCUGUCAUGGCCACGCCAGCCCUGCGGUUGCUGUCUGUCACAGUCCUGGUGGCGCUGGUGUCGUCAUCAGAGGACCAUGAGUGGCACUUUAACCCAGCUCAGUGUCGUUACGCCCUGGGGAUGGAGGAUGGCACCAUCCCCGACUCUGACAUCACCGCCUCCAGCGCCUGGUCAGACUCCACGGAGGCCAAACAUGGAAGGUUGAGUACUGGAGAGGGGGACGGGGCGUGGUGUCCAGCUGGGGCUGUUUUCCCGAGUGGAUCAGAGUACCUUCAGGUGGACUUGCACACACUCCACUUCCUGUCUCUGGUUGGUACCCAGGGUCGUCAUGCCGAUGGGCACGGCCAAGAGUUUGCCCGCAGUUACCUGCUGCGCUACUCCCGAGACGGAGUCAAAUGGAUCACCUGGAAGGACCGCUGGGGCCAGGAAGUUGUGUCGGGGAAUGAAAACACCUACGACGUGGUUCUGAAGGACCUGGGCCCUCCCAUUGUUGCCCGCAUGGUGCGCUUCUACCCUCUAGCAGACCGGGUUAUGAGUGUUUGCCUCCGGGUGGAACUCUAUGGAUGUGUGUGGAAUGAUGGUUUGAAGGCUUAUACAGCUCCAGUGGGUCAUGUCAUGCACCUGUCUGGCAUGCCUGUCUACCUGAAUGACUCCACCUAUGACGGGAGCAUUGAGCAAGGGAUGCAGUUUGGAGGCCUGGGCCAGCUGUGUGAUGGUGUCCUGGGAGGGGACGACUUCAUACAAACAAAGGAACUAAGGGUGUGGCCCGGGUACGACUACCUGGGCUGGAGCCGAGAAGCCCUUGGGCAAGGCAGUGUGGACAUCGAGUUCCAUUUUGAGAAGACACGGAUCUUCCACACUAUGCAGGUGCACAGUAACAACCGCCACACCCAGGGCGUGCGAGUCUUCAGCAAGGUGGAGUGUCUUUUUAAGCCUAGCAUCCUCCAGCCGUGGUCGUCUCCGGCCCUCACCAUGCCUGUACCCCUGGAGGACCUGAAAGAUCCUUCCUCGCGGCCCAUCUCCCUGCCCCUGGGCGGCAGGCCAGCUCAGAUUCUCCGCUGCAAGUUCUUCUUCGCUGACCGCUGGCUGCUCAUCAGCGAGAUCUCCUUCUUCUCUGAGCCAUUUGGGGAGGAUGCCACAGAGACCGGUUCAUUUCCUCCUUAUCUCCCUCCUGCACCCCCGCUUCCCCCAGUUACUACAUCUCCUCCUGUCCUCCACACCUCCUCAAUUUCCACGUCAAGCUACAACUCCUCCAACACCACCACUGGCCCCUCAGAACCCCCCACCACCACCUUCAUGAUGGACACCACUGCUAACCACACACUGUCAGGGCCAGAUUUUGCUGCUGUGACUCCAAGGGCGGGGCUGCCAGUAGCCAAGGAUGACAGCAGCAACACUGCUAUACUGAUUGGCUGCCUGGUGGGCAUCAUCCUGCUGCUACUGGCUGUCAUAGCUGUUAUUUUGUGGAGGCAGUAUUGGAAAAAGAUACUGGGCAAGGCCCAGGGGAGUCUGUCCAGCGAUGAGCUACGUGUCCACCUGUCCGUCCCCUCAGACAACGUGGUCAUCAACAACACACACAGCUACUCCAGCCGCUACCAGCGCAUACACACCUUCCCAGACGACCGUGACAGGGAGGGAGAGGGAGAGUACCAGGAGCCCAGCGCUCUGCUCCGGCCACGGGACCACCGAGACAGCACUGCCUUGCUGUUAAACAACCCAGCCUAUCACCUGCUCCUGUCAGAUCAGAGACAAGGCUCGUGGCCCCUAGCCGUCCCCAGCACCACUCAGGCUCAGGAAAAGAGCCUCAAUGUGCCCCAGGCCUGUGGCUUGGACAGGGACCUAGAGAAAGGUUUCCCUCCUACCCAGGAGGAGCCUCCCCCCUAUCCUGGUUCCCCUCCCUACCCCUCCCUGUCUCCCCCUGUGUCUCCCCCACUGCCCCCCAGCGUCCCCCACUAUGCCGAGGCAGAUAUUGUCAGCCUGCAGGGCGUGAGCGGUAACAACACGUACGCUGUGCCUGCCUUGACCUCCUCCAGCCCAGGGGCUGAUGCCGCCCCGCUGCCGGAGCUGCCGCGCCAGUGUCUCAUCUUCAAGGAGAAACUGGGGGAGGGGCAGUUUGGAGAGGUGCACCUGUGUGAAAUCGAGAACCCUCAAGACCUUCCCAACCUUGAGUUCCCAUUCAACGUGAGGAAAGGCCGCCCCCUCCUGGUCGCAGUCAAGAUACUGCGCCCUGACGCCUCCAAGAAUGCCAGGAACGACUUCCUCAAAGAGGUGAAGAUCCUGUCUCGCCUGAAGGAUCCGAAUAUCAUCCGGCUGCUUGGUGUGUGCGUGAGCAGCGACCCUCUCUGCAUGGUCACCGAGUACAUGGAGUGUGGAGACCUCAACCAGUACCUGUCCCACCGAGUGCUUCUGGACAAGACCGGGCCCUCGCACAACACCCCAACCAUCAGUUACCCAGCACUCAUUUCAAUGGCCAGUCAGAUUGCAUCAGGCAUGAAGUUUCUGUCCUCCCUCAACUUUGUCCACCGGGAUCUGGCCACACGCAACUGCCUGGUAGGAGGGGAGAGGGAUGAGAGCGGAGAGGAUCGAGGCGGUGAGCGUCCCAUCAAGAUAGCUGACUUUGGCAUGAGCAGGAAUCUGUACGCCGGAGACUACUACAGGAUCCAGGGCAGGGCUGUCCUGCCCAUACGCUGGAUGGCCUGGGAGUGUAUACUCAUGGGCAAGUUCACCACGGCCAGUGAUGUGUGGGCAUUCGGGGUGACUCUUUGGGAGAUGCUGAGUGUUUGUCAGGAGCAGCCGUACUCCAACCUCACAGACGAACAGGUCAUCGACAACGCUGGGGAGUUCUUCAGGGACCAUGGCAGACAGGUAUACCUGAGCAAGCCAGCUGUGUGUCCGCAGGGUCUCUAUGAACUCAUGUUGAGCUGCUGGAACAGAGACUGCAAGCUCCGCCCAUCCUUUGCCCACAUCCACUCCUUCCUCACUGAGGAUGCCAUGAACAUGGUGUAGUGAGGAAAAAACGAGAAAGAAUCAGAGGAAAAGAGGAAGAGCGGCUACGUAGAGCGGCAGAAAUGUCUUGUACUUUGUCGUGUCCUUGCUACAGUGGGGCAGUGGCUGAAAGAGCAUGGUGGAGGUGGAGGUGCACGGCAGAGGCGGAGGGGAGGGGAGAGCAGGUCGCUUGCUUGUAUAUUUUAUAUUUCCCGGGUGGAUGGGGCUGAGACACCGCUGGUUCGGUUUUCAUUUCCAUGUCAGAUCCCCACCCCAAAGCCAAAACUAACCCCUGCUUUACCCAUUAGAUAGACAACAGUCCGAGCUACAUUUCAUAAUGAAUGUAACAUAUUGGUUGGUGGUGGGUGCAGUCUGCAUAGGAACUCUCUCUUCUCACAUAAACUUACUUAACAUAUAGGAGGGUUUGCGUGACUAAUGAUAAAUGCUGUAGAGUCAGUGUUGCACGGGCAAAAUGAAAGCACAUAGUGAACAUUGAAUAGCAAUCAUAAAGCCGUGUUUGUGCUGUGAUCAUGAGCAAUGAGUAAAUUAACUCAUCAUCAGAUUAACAUUUAUAAAGCCACAACAGUUUCUGACUCAACAUCUCAAACACAACACACAGGGGAAUGGGAGGUGUACAUGCACUGUCAUUUCUAUGGCCACACCAUAUUGGCAUAUACAUAUUGGCACACACUUUUCUCUGCACAGUUACAUUAUCCUUGAGAGAUUUCACUGCACACACAGGGGUUUCCUGUCUUAGUAUUACAGUACACCUUUUGGCCCCAACUUGAAAGAUAAAACCAGCAAAAGAGAUAUGAAAAUAUUGAUCCAGUCAAAGAGUAUGGAAAAAAAAGUCUUCACACUCAGAUAUACCUGUUAGCUAACAUAGCUAUCUAGAGCCAAAGUGAGAGGAUAUCUUCCCUAUACAUGUGCUAGCUCCUCUGGCAGCCCCAUGUCUUUAUAUUUAAUGGAGGCUUGCUCUCCACCAGUGACCCACAUCCACAGCUCUAAGUGCAGAUGUGGACUAAUGUGAAAAGGUGUGGACCAGACAACAGCAGCCCCUUUUCUGCGAUGAGAUUACAAGACGUUUCUUUCUAAGUCAAGGUAGGACUCCGCCUGACAGCCAUUUUGAACUAGAGCACUCCCCACACAUCGUCGUGGAGCCUCAGCCCCGUUGUAGUCGAUGAGUUCAAGAACUUUGUGAACCCCAUCUUUGGGCUGCAGAGAGAACUGACUCCCUGAUGCCAAACAGGCCGCUGGGACCUGAGGACAGAGGUGAAGAAGAGAGAGGCCUGCCGCUGUCAGUGAGAUGUGACCAGCAGACUGGAAUGGCUUUUUUCCAGCAGAGAGACAAUACUGCCCUCUGGGGCAGUGGGUGCGACAUCUUCAGAUGUGCCUGCUCAGAUGUUUGAGUCUUGGCAGUGUUUUAUCUGGCUAUGACCCAGACACAGGGAUAGAUGUAAAAUUCCACUACCAGCUGCACUUUAAAUCCUCCAUGUGUGUCCCUGGCCAUGAUGAAACUCUUUGCAAGGGGUCUGACAUAAUUCCUUUGGAUGUAGAUUCUAAUGCCUUUCAGAUAUUUGCCAAGGGAGAGAGAAUUGAAUUCUCUCCCAGAUAGCACCAACCCAAUGGAGUUUAAAAAUAAAUCAAUAAAUAAAUAAAAUGUGGAAAGGCACCAUUUCACUCAUUCUCAUUGUAUGAAACCAUAAACUUAAUUCAGAGCCAACAUAUGGCCCAUGUGUUGAGAUGUGUUUACUCUUAUCUAGUAAUCUGUAUUUGCUCAUCUAACUGUAUUACUGUAUUGAAAAAGAACACUUGUGGCAUUUCUCAAACAAUACAUGCUGGGAGUUCUGAUGUUGUGUGAAUAUCAACAUAAACCUCUGCAUUAUCCAUAUAGUUCAUUAAGCUGACCGUGGUCGAAUCGAUCUACCUUACUGAUUGUAUAGAACUGUAAAUCAAUCCAGCCUGAUAUUAACAAGAUUAUCAAGUAAUUACAUGUUUACUGAUUGAAUGAGUGUGAAUGGUUGUGCCAUUGGAAUACAGUAUGUGCUUCUCAAUCAUUUUUGAUACACUGUAGUUUGGCUAAACCCAUAUUUUUCUAUAUACUGUAUGUACUUAGACACUCCUUGAUGUCUGUGAUUUCGUCCUUUGUGUCUUCAAAGCUGAACCUAAUGGUGUGUACAUAUUUUAAGGACAGAAUAGUAAUUUCCUUCACUAAUAUAUGGAAAAUUCUUACAUUUGGGGUCUUGUAUCUCUGUAGAAAGCUUGCUACCUUGAUGCCAUUGUAAUUCACUGUGUUGUCUAUUUUUGUAGAUGUUUUAAUAAAGUUAACCUUUUUAAAAUAAA